GUACAACUGUGGUAACAAUAACUUUAGAUUUUUUAGUAAUGUCCACACUAUAUGAAUCUUAUUUAUAUUAUGAAUUCAGGAAUUCCCGAUUUUUCAAGUGUCUAUUUAUAAGUUGCAUUGGCUUUGAAGUGGAAAGUGGAAACAUGAAACAAUUUAGUUUCAAGGUCGAAAGUUUGCAAUUGUGUGUGGAGGAAUUGUUAAAAUAUUACAUUACUUAAUGAGUCAAUGCACAAAGUGGAACAUUUCAAACUGUGAAUCAUGAGCUCUAAAAAGAGAAGUUUAGACUUGUACCUCGGGGAAGUGUUCAAGCAGUUCAUCUCAAUCAAAGAUGAUGAUUUCAAGAAGUCACAGAAUGUAUUCAAAACGGUCUUCGAUCAGGUCAAACAAAAGAUGGGCGAACAGUGUAAUUAUUUUAAGAAAUACAGCAGUCAGGUCAUGUACGGAGGAAGUGUCUCCGAUAACAUUAAAGUGGGCAAGAUGGAUGAAUUCGACAUGGAUAUCGUAAUUCGGCUACCAAUCAGUUAUUCGGACAUCAUCAUUGAGAAUGAAGAGCCAGGGUUUGUUAAGCUGAAGAUCACGAGUGCUUUUGAUAACUUAGACAAGCAGCCUGACUGGGAGAAGACACAUAAAGUGACGCGAGAGUGGCGGGAUUCAGACAAGUACUUACUACAGAAAAGAUUUCGUCAAUGGAUGCACAAGAUUGUGCAGAAAGCCCUUAAUGCUAUGGAGGGAAAGGUGACAGUGGACGGUGACGUAUACUUGCUGACGUAUAAAGAAUCAGGACCGGCUUACACGCUUAACAUCAGAAACGACGAGGGUACUGAAAAGUAUGCUCUGGAUGUAGACUUGGUACCUGUUAUUAAGUUCAUGUAUCCUCGCGCACCCGAAGGUUACAGAGUAAUCGAAGGACUUCAAGCAAAGGACUGGUUAGUCGUUCCCAAGCCUAACAAGGCUUUAAGUGACAGCACCCUAAAGAACCGUUGCUGGCGCCUCUCCUUCCAAGAACAGGAGAGGGAAAUUAUCAAAGACUGUAAAGCGUUGAAGAAAACUAUUAGACUGGUGAAGAAAUUACGAGAUGCGCUCGAGUUGAAAGCUAUCGCUAGCUAUUACAUCAAGUCACUCUUCCUAAAGAAAGUGUACGAAACGCAAGACAAGGUUUACUGGCAGAACAAAGUCAGUCUGCUAUUCCGAACGAUGGUAGAGGAGUUGUACCUCUCUAUCCAGAAGAAAGAAAUUCCCUUCUUUUGGAACUGCAACCACAACUUGAUUGCUGGACUGAAGGAAAGCUUGCAGAAGAUUUACUGCCACAAACUAAAGAAUGUAAUUGUAGCUAUUGACGCGAAUGAUAUCGAAAAGGUUGUCGGAGCAUUGUUGACUGCAGAGGAAAUGAGAGAGUUUAAAAAGUCUGAGUUUUAUUUGAAACACGGGGAACUGGAGCCACUAACGACGAGUACUUCUGCCUCUUCUCUUGAUUCGUGUCCCCCAGACAGUGCCUUGUCCAGCCAAUUGAGAGCACUGACGGACGAACUCGACUCACUGCGUUAUAAUAACGCAAGUGACCAGAAGAUUGAAGAGCUAGAAGGUAAAAUGAAGAGGCUAGGAGACAGAGUUAGUUUAUUAGAACGUAGAAUGAACAGGAUUGAAAUGGCUCUAAGUCAGUCACAAUUGUCACGUAGUUCAGUUGGAUAAUCUGAUCUAGAUCCAGAUCAAUUAAAUUGAAAUUUAAUAAGUAUUUUAUUAUGAUGCUUGGCUGAACUUAUGAGUUUGAGAUUUUCUCAAGCAAUUUUACACUAUUAAGCUGUAGCUGAUAAAAACAUUAAAAUUUAAUAAUCAUUUACAUCGCGACAUUUCCCACCAAUUUUGUAAAUGCGAUUUACUUAUAUUUUUGUUAUAAACAAACCUCAAAAUAGAUUUAGGUAAAUAUUUGUUCCGUUGUCGAACAUUUAUUUUAUAUACAACUGUGUACACAUGGGCAUAUUGCCAAUUAUGCAGUUGCAUCUAGAUGUACCUAACAUUAACAAUUAAGAAAUGAAAGAUGAAAACGUAACCUUAGAAUAUAGAGCUCCUAAGCGUCUUAAGGGUAUCGAAUAGUUUCCUAAGUCAAAACAAUAAAAUUAUUUAAAGAAUUAUUUUUUUAUACAAUUG
Spodoptera exigua (beet armyworm) is the source of this 2145-nucleotide messenger RNA. The record is from the annotation of a GenBank genome assembly. Lineage: Eukaryota; Metazoa; Arthropoda; Insecta; Lepidoptera; Noctuidae.